AUGUGGAUCAGACUUUUUAUCAUCACAAUCAUCAGUUUUUCUGCAUCCCAAGCUGGUGAGUGUGAGAACAUCCUCUCUGCCUGCAGACAACAUGAUCUCCCAUGGACACGGUGUUAUGAGGAAAAAACUGCAACCUGUGAACUCAGAAGCCGUUUGUCUGGCUUCAGUCGGCGGCACGUGAACGCAUCACAAGAGGUUGAAAUGAAUCCUACACAUCAGCACAGGGCUCACAUCCCAUCCUCGGCUCUCCAACGAGCUGUGUCCACAGUGGAGGUACAAGUGGUGGCCUCCGUGAUCAGCAGCACUUAUUUUAAGCUGAGUCCUCCCCCGAAAAAUAGGCUAAAACAAAUCCACCGCAGAGAAGGCAGCGUGCUUGGGGAGUUGGUCCUGGCAGUGAAGGCAGGAAACAUUUCAGUCAGAAACCUCACAGAACCCAUCAAGUUAAUCUUCAUACACAACAAAGAGAUAAAUAAUGGAACUUGUGUAUUUUGGGAGGAAUCUGCGAUGGAGAAUGAAACGGGUUAUUGGAGCAGCGAAGGCUGCAGAACCAAUAAAACUGGACAGGAAUUUAUUUGCAGCUGCGACCAUCUCAGCUUCUUUGCUGUGCUUGUGAACCCAGACAUAUCAGUGCAAACAACGGAUGCUGGGAAGCUGGGCUACAUCACUUAUAUUGGAUCAGCACUCUCCGUUUUCUUCACAUUCAUCAGCUUGAUCAUCUUUAUUUGUCUGUGUCGGCGGCGUCCUGAGAAGGCCGUAGGUCUGCACAUGCAGCUAACAGGGGCGAUGCUCUGCCUCCACCUCACCUUCCUGCUGUGCAGUUUCUGGGCAUGGCUGCUGCAGGAAAACGAGGACAGCUCAGUUUGCCUGGUUCUGGGUCUCCUUCUACAUUGGUCCCUGCUGGCCACCCUGACCUGGACUGCUCUGGAAGGGUUUCAAAUCUACUUUCUGCUUGUCCGGGUCUUUAACAUCUAUAUCAGGAGAUACCUGCUCAAACUCAGCCUGGUUGGAUGGGGUUUUCCUACACUGAUCGCAGCAAUUUGUGGGAUUUCAGGUGUUUAUGGCAAAUACACUCUGCAACUAAGGGAUGCCAAAAACAGCAAUUCAACAGCGCACAUAUGCUGGAUGAGCAGCAAGUUCCCACAAAAGCAUCUUCUAACCAGCUACAUCACUACCGUGGCCUUCCCUUUCUUGGUGGUGGUGUUUAAUGGAUGCAUGCUGGGGCUGGUGGUGUUUAAGAUGUGGACGAUAAGAAAGGAUGACAGAGACUUUGGCAGCAACAGCGACUGGAAGAAUAUAAACAAAGAGAAAAGAAAGAGGCUGUGGAAGGACAGCGUCACAGUGCUGGGCCUCAGCUGUGUGCUGGGGUUACCGUGGGGGUUAGCCAGCACCACCUACAUUUCACUCGCUGGGAUCUACGUAUUCACAAUAUUCAACUCCCUUCAAGGUGUGUUUGUGUUCCUGUGGUCUGUGGCUUUUGCUCGGAAGUCUUAAUCUGACACUAACGCAUUUGUCAGAAAAUAAUGAGCAGCAGUCCAAAGCCAAGUCAAAUACAUUAUCUAUGACCUAU
This is a messenger RNA of Archocentrus centrarchus (flier cichlid), 1567 nucleotides long. RefSeq names its product adhesion G-protein coupled receptor G1-like. Gene Ontology annotation, biological process: cell surface receptor signaling pathway; adenylate cyclase-activating G protein-coupled receptor signaling pathway. The transcript has 12 exons. Lineage: Eukaryota; Metazoa; Chordata; Actinopteri; Cichliformes; Cichlidae. Gene Ontology annotation, cellular component: plasma membrane. Bases 1 to 1491 code for a protein of 496 amino acids. The record is from RefSeq and is a predicted model, not a curated record. Gene Ontology annotation, molecular function: G protein-coupled receptor activity.